Molecule: messenger RNA, 3216 nt
Organism: Aspergillus niger
Lineage: Eukaryota; Fungi; Ascomycota; Eurotiomycetes; Eurotiales; Aspergillaceae
Exons: 1
Coding region: 1-3216 (1071 amino acids)
Biological process (GO): mitotic spindle orientation checkpoint signaling; nuclear migration along microtubule; establishment of spindle localization
Cellular component (GO): spindle pole body; cell cortex; mating projection tip
Source: RefSeq, a predicted model, not a curated record
AUGCGUGCCAUGUCCACCGCGUCAACGGCUACCACUGCGACCACCCACCCCCCGGAUGCCGGGGCCAACCUGUCCACGUCGCAGUUCUUCUCCUCCCCUCCUCCUCCUCCUCCACCCGCCCUGUCUAUCUCCCAUGCCGACCAGUCAAGACCGCGACGAAUCAAGUCCAAGUCGUCCCUACGAAGCCUCCGCAGCUUGGGCAGUAGCAGUGAACCCGACGAUAACCAACAACAACACGACCUCGGUUUCGACAAGACUCUUGUCCGCCCGUCAAUUCUCCGUCGCUUGUCCCCCGGCCUGGCUGCCCGCGUCAAGCUACUAGACGGUAGUAACAAACACAACAGUCCCUCUCGCAACCCCGGCGCCGUCGGUCGGAUUCCCGAGGAACAAAUUAAAGAACUCGACAAAUCGCAUCAGGAUUUAUCCAAAUCCAUCAAGAUCGAAAAGAAGGGUCGCUCAUGGAAUGCUCUGCCUCGGCUACACAAGGAUAAGAAAUCUCACGAAAGUGGAUCCGGUCAUUUAGAGGUCCCCGAACCGCAGCUACCGGAAGCAACCCCAGAGGAGUUGGAGGAGGUACCGACACCCGACUCGGAUCGUCCCCUGGAUCUGCCUUCGGAUCAAGAGCUGGAAGAGGCCCCACUCCCGGACGAGGUUGAAGAAGCCGAGGAAGAGGCAGUGAAGGUUGAGGCUGUUGGGGAAGAGGUUAUUGAGGAAGACGCUGUUGCAGAGCAAGGCGUUGCAGAAGAAGUCGUUGCGGAAGACGCUGUUGGGGUAGAGGCUACUCUGGAAGAGCCCCAAACCGACAUGUCUGUUGUUCAGCAUGCUCCGGCGCCAUUAGAGCCCAGGCCAGCUCCCGAAUAUGACGUCCCCGAGCAGACAGAUUUCGAAAAAUACAUACAGAGCACCAAUGAUGACGAUUCGAAUCCACCCCCGCCGCCGCCCAAAGACUCCCCACGUCCACGAUCGACCACUUCCUUAAGCUCACAAUCCUACUUCAACCCCCAAGGGUUGCAGCGCACCGAGUCCAUCUACUCGUUUUCGCGCGCCUCGUUUAGCAAUCAACUCUCCCAGCUCACAUCUAUCCCCCUUCCGCAACCGUCGUCGCUCGAGGCUAGUAUCUCAUCCAUUGCAACCGCCCCUGCGGCGGUUCGGGCGCUUACCGGAGCCGCGGAACAAAUCCAGAUAUGGGUUAAGAAGGCAUCGGAUGUGCUAGGGGGACUGGAUGCGGAGGAUGACGUGGAAUGGGCAGCUGCGGCCGGACGAGAAGGUCUGGAGGGGGUGGACAAAGCGAUUAUCCGGUUCGAGAGCCUGAUCAACGUCUAUGUCAGGGCGAUCGAGGAAGUGCAGCUGCGCGAGGAUAUUGGCGACGUGAGCACCGAUAGCCUCCAAACGAUUGUCGUGCAGAUGGACACGAUCAUACAAAGUUGGGCCCACAUCAAGAAUCGACUUCGGGGGGUUAAAGGACAAGUUGAGCUGGCAAUGGAGUGGGAAGAGCUGUGGGGAAAUGUCUUGGGCGAUGUGACGGUAGAGGUGGAGAGUCUCACCGGGCUGAUCUUCGAGAUGGAAGAAAAACGGCACUGGACGCUGGCAGGCGAGCAGGACUCUAGCGCCUCCGGGCUCGACAUCAAUGAGCUGGAGACUAUCGUGGAAGAGACCCCGUCGCAGGCGCAACUGCUGUCCAGCAAACGGCUCAGCAUAGACCCCAUACUUACCGGACCCCCUACGAUGGAUAUGCCUGUCAUUCAGACGCCACAUGACGAUACAAAUCACUCGAACCUCAUUGCGCUGUUCGCGCGAAUACAACCGUUGCGAGCGUCGCUGGAUUUCUUGCCGAUGAGAAUGUCCAUGUUCCAAGCGCGGGCCGAGAAAAUCUUUCCCAGCGCUUGUGAGGAGCUCGAGGAGCGGCGGGGCCAUCUCGAACAAAGCUUCCAAAAGCUGGAGCAUGAUGCAGAUGCGCUGCAGAAGGAGCUCAACGAAGACCGGUGGAUCCUCGUGUUCCGUAACGCGGGCGGACAGGCGCAGAAAAUGUUUGACUCGGUGGAACGGAGCAUCGCCAAACUGCAGGAGGCUAUCGAGACCUGCGCCCAUUUGCAUGAUGCAACGUUGUUUACGAAACGUAUCGAAAGCUAUGAGGCCAAGAAACAGCACUAUGUCGCAGCAAUUGAACGAGUAGUGUCGAUUAUUCGCAAGGGUGUCGAUGACCGACUGACGGUGAACGGAGAGAUUCUGCGACUGCUGUCGGACAUGACCUCGAGGGUCGACGCUUUGAAGGCGAGUGUGCGGGUGAUGGAUGAGUGGCUGGAGGACAUUAACUUUGUCCGAUCACAGCAUCUCCGGGACUCGAUCUCGAGUAUCAUGACGAUGGACAGUCCUCUGACCGGCAGUGUCGCCGAUACUCCGGGAAGCUCCCCGGCAUCAUCAGUGGUGAUGACGCCUGCCAACCCCCUUAAGGGCUCUGCCACGCCUAUUGGAACAUCUAGUCGACGUGGCAGCUCAGUCAGCUCUGCAGCGCGGACGACAAUGUCUAAAAUGCGACGGUACUCGGGCAUCCCGCAGGCGACGGCCGCGCUGACGAGCAAGAAGUCGGCUCUCCCCAAGCCCACGCUCACUGCGCCAUCACCGAGUCGAAUGGGCGCCGCCACACCCACCCCUGCUGCGCGUAAGCCGGUCAAGCCGGCGCCGUCACCCAUUCCCAACCGUCCGCGCUGGACCAACAGCACCAACACGAACGAUUUGUAUGUCGGCCACGUGUAUAAACCCAAUCCUACUCCCCGCAAGGCUUCUGCGCCUGGCCGCACUUCGCGGCCCUCGUCGACCAUACCUAUGGGACCGUUCCGGCGCGACAUGUCGGUCUCUCCGGCACCGAUGACGGCGCGCUCUAUGAGUCGUGUUUCAAGCCGGCUGACGAAUCGCAGCCCAGAGCGCAUGGGCUCUCCUACACCUAAUCGAACUAUCCUCGAUCCCCCUCCUUACAGCAAGCUCCGGCGGCCAGACGGCAUGUCGAACGCGCCGCGCAGCCGACAGAGCUUUGCGGGGCUGUCGUUCAGCCGCAGUGUGUCGCACGACCACGAACGAAACCUUGCCAGUCCAACGAAGACACCGCGGCCAGGCACCGCGCUGGGGCAUUCCGCGAACCGGCGGAUCAGCUUGAUCCCAUUGCCGAAGAACAACCCGACGCCUCGCAGCAAGCUCGGAGAGCGGCCGCCAUGGCGGUAA